CGUUGGCACACAAAAUACUACGACAGGGGUAUUACUGGCCCACGCUGAAAAAGGACACGUUUAACCUAGUCAGGAGGUGUGUUAAGUGUCAAACGUUCGCCCCUAACUUGAAACAACCGGCUCAUCCGCUUACCUCAGUUUUCAGCCCCUGGCCGUUCGCCAAGUGGGGGAUCGAUUUAAUCGAACCCUUACCAACAGGCAAGGGAGGAGUCAAAUACGCGGUCGUAGCGGUCGAUUACUUUAUUAAAUGGGCGGAGGCCGAGCCUUUGGCCACGAUAACCGAGCAGAAGAUGGUAGACUUUUUGUGGAAAUCAAUCAUUUGUCGUUUUGGUAUUCCCCAUUCUGUGGUAACUGAUAACAGACGACAGUUUGAGGGAAAGAGAUUCGGCACGUUUUGUGAAGAGCUGGGGAUUCGACAUCAUUUCUCUACCCCUUACCAUCCGCAGUCAAACGGGCAAGCAGAGGCCAUCAACAAAAUUAUUAAACAAGGUUUGAAGGUACGACUGGAAAGCUCAAAAGGGGCCUGGCCGGAGGAGCUCCCGAACAUCUUGUGGUCAUAUCGGACCACAACAAGAUCGGCGACGGGAGAAACACCGUUCUCGUUAGCAUAUGGGGCAGAGGCAAUGGUCCCGGUCGAAAUCGGGUCAGAAACGUAUCGAGUAAAGAAUUUUGAAGAGGAAGCGAAUAGCGAGGGAUUGCGAACGGGUUUGGACUUAAUAGAAGAAGCGCGGACGCAAGCCGAACUAAAGAACGUAGUAUACAAACGGGCGACCGAAAGACACUUCAACGCAAGAGUCAAUUCUCAUGGAGUCCAUCAGGCGACUGUCAUAGGUUUUCUCAUCGUCAUCCGCGAUCACGGCCGAAAUCUUUAUCUCCUCGGGCAGAGCCAGCCGCUCGAAUUUGAUAUCACGAAUAGCCUCGAGGUCCAUCAGAGUCUUCCCUCCAUCCUUCAUCGCAUGGAUUACCCAGUUCAGUUCGAGCGCCGCGUUCAAGUCCAUGUCGGCCAGGAAUUUGUCCGUCUUGUUAUACUCUUGCAACCCAACCGAACGGCCCUUCUCGAAGCUGUCUUCAUACGAGCCGCGGGAUUGUCCCGCUCCCUCCAACUCGGACCGGAGUCGCUCUUGUUCGGCCAGCGCC
Molecule: messenger RNA, 1137 nt
Organism: Striga hermonthica
Lineage: Eukaryota; Viridiplantae; Streptophyta; Magnoliopsida; Lamiales; Orobanchaceae
Source: the annotation of a GenBank genome assembly